Molecule: messenger RNA, 1695 nt
Organism: Prunus armeniaca (apricot)
Lineage: Eukaryota; Viridiplantae; Streptophyta; Magnoliopsida; Rosales; Rosaceae
Source: the annotation of a GenBank genome assembly
AUGCAAAUCAAGUUGAGGAAAACUGGUACUUUGUUCUAUGUGUGCAAUGCUGCAACAAAUGUGAAAGUGAACCAUUCAUGGUAUAUUGACAGUGGUUGUAGUAACCACAUGACAGGAGAUGAGGGACUUUUAGUCAACAUUCAAAGGAACUUGACCUCUAAAGUGAAGAUGGGAAUUGGAGAAGUAGUUCCAGUUGCAGGAAAAGGACUCUUAAAAUCUGCUAACCGUUGGGAAAAUGAUGGAACAUGGACAUGGCAUAAGAGAUUGGGGCACUUAAACGAAAGAAGUAUAAAAUUGCUUGAGAAUCAAGGCAUGGUUCAUGGCUUACCUCAUUUGGAGCAGAUUUCAGUAGUAUGUGAAGGCUACAUGCUAGGAAAGCAACACAGAGAUUCUUUCCCCUUGGAGUCCACUUGGAGAGCUACAAGUCCUUUGGAAUUGGUUCACACAGAUAUUUGUGGACCAAUGAAGACUGAAUCCAUUUAUGGAAAUAGAAAGUUCAAGGCUAUGACUGAGCUGCAAAGUGGAUAUAAGAUAAAAGGCUUGAGGAGUGACAGGGGUGGAGAGUUUUUAUCAGGUGAAUUUAACAAGUUUUGUGAUGAAUUCGGAAUUCAAAGGCAGCUAACUGUAGCAUACUCUCCUCAGCAAGACGGAGUAGCCAGGAGAAAGAAUAGAACAGUGGUGGAAAUGGCAAAAUCCAUGUUGCAUGAGAAGGGUAUUCCUUAUGAAUUUUGGGCAGAUGCUGUGAAUACUGCAGUCUAUUUACUAAAUAGAUGUCCCACCAAAUCUCUCAAGAAGGUAACACCAUUUGAAGCUUAUACUGGCAGAAAACUAGGAAUUGAACACUUAAAGAUUUUUGGAUCUCCUUGUCAUGUGCUCAUCCCUUCAGCAUUAAGGCAUAAACUGGAAGAAAAUAGCCACAAGUGUAUCUUUGUGGGUUAUAGACUCUGUGAAAAAGGGUACAGGCUAUUUGAUCCAAGAACUAGAAAGGUUAUUCUGUCCAGAGAUGUGCAGUUUGAUGAAAAUGGCUCAUGGAAGUGGGAGAAUACAAGUGCAGGAGAGAUGACAGUCCCUGUGCCUACUGAAAAUCAAGACUGUAAUCCAAGUCAGGACUUGGAUACACAAACUCAAAUAGAUGAAGGAAUCACACUACAAAAUGAACCAAGUCAAAGCUUGGAUACACAAACUCAAAUAGAUGAAGGUACUACUCUGCAAGAUGAAGGAAUAAGUGAAAGUUCUCAAGCUAUUGAUCACACACCAAAGAAAUGGAGAAGUGUUAAUGAAAUCAUGGCUCAAUGCAAUAUGUACAUUGUGGAACCUGAAAGUUUUGAAGAAGCUAAUCUUGAUGAGUCAUGGAAAAAUGCAAUGAAGGCUGAGCUGGAAAUGAUUGAGAAAAAUAAUACAUGGACACUAGGGGACAGACCUUUUGGCAAGCCAAUUAUUGGUGUCAACUGGGUCUACAAAACGAAGCUAAAUCUGGAUGGAUCUGUGCAGAAAAACAAGGCCAGACUUGUGGCAAAAGGCUACUCUCAGAAGCCUAGAAUAGACUAUAAUGAGACGUUUGCUCCAGUAGCAAGAUUGGAUACUAUUAGAACCUUGAUAGCUCUUGCUGCACAGAAGGAAUGGAAUCUAUAUCAACUGGAUGUCAAAUCUGCUUUUCUGAAUGGAGUUUUAAAGGAAGAGGUUUAUGUGGAGUAG